Molecule: messenger RNA, 651 nt
Organism: Rotaria socialis
Lineage: Eukaryota; Metazoa; Rotifera; Eurotatoria; Philodinida; Philodinidae
Source: the annotation of a GenBank genome assembly
AUGGAGAAAUUUCACAAUGCAUCAAAUCGUCGACGAUUUCGUUUUCUUGCUAUACUUGGAAUUCUAUUAUUUCUUAUUGGUUUAGCAUCAUUAAUAUUGACUGUUAUCGAUUUAUUUCACGGUAAACCAAGUGCUUAUAAUUUUAAUGAAUCAGAAGGUGGAUUAAAAAUUGAAAAUCCUCUUUGGCCAUCAUCUGGCAAAGGCUUUUGGGUUGGUCUUGUAUUAAUGGUUACAGGUCUUCUCGGCAUAUUAUCAUCACGCGAAGGUACUCGAACGUCAAUUAUUGGGUUCACAGCUCUUUCAAUUGUAUCAACUGUUCUUUCAUUUUAUAUGAUAAUAACCUGUAUUAUAUCCGUACAAAAUUAUACGAAAUCUUCUGUGAAUCCCAAACCACGUUGGCAAUCAAAUGAACUCAUACUUAAUGCGUUGUUAAUUGCUACUGGUGCACUUGGUUCCAUCGUUGGUGCAGUAACAUCAAUUUUUGGUUGUGUUCAUGGUAAUUGCUGCGUAGAUCAACGUGAUUCAUAUUUGAUUAGUCCCGAUGUAGAUCAAGCUACACCAGGAACACCGUCAUCAAUGAUAUAUCCGUCUGUAAAUGUUGCUCACAUGGGUUAUCCUUAUCAACAAACAAAUUUUAGAAUAUCUAUGUAA